Brienomyrus brachyistius is the source of this 11298-nucleotide messenger RNA. Its product is annotated as BAH and coiled-coil domain-containing protein 1. The record is from RefSeq and is a predicted model, not a curated record. Gene Ontology annotation, molecular function: chromatin binding. The transcript has 27 exons. NCBI's taxonomy places the organism in Eukaryota, Metazoa, Chordata, Actinopteri, Osteoglossiformes, Mormyridae. The coding region runs from base 361 to 8025 and encodes 2554 amino acids.
AGGCACGAGCUGAACGAGGCGCUGAGAAAGCUGUUUGGAGGUUCGAAUUUCGAUUCACUAGACAAGGAGCCAGAAGUUCGGCGUAGCCUAUCUAAACAGCUACCACGUCAAUAAUGUAACCAUUUCCACCAGCAACUUUUAAACUAUUUUUUUGUUCAUGACCAUUUCAAUUAUUUAUUGUUAUUCGAGGAAUAACUUACCAGAAAGACAAUGGUCGGAAGCUACUUUUAAGCUACAGGAGCCACCGAUAUGUUGACUGCAAUACCUAGAAGAAGUCCCACAAAGGAAUUAUAUUAUUUGGGCUGCUUUCGAUGUCCUGGGGAUCCGCACUGGGUUUCGGAUUAAUCACAUUUCAACAAAAUGGAAGGCCGGGAUUUCGGCCCACCACCCCACCUCCUGUCUGAGCGGGGUGCCUUGGUCCACCGCGCCGCCUCUAGGAUUGCUUCUACCGGCCACGCGUCUGUACAACAUCGCGGACACUUCCAGACAGGAAAAUACUAUUCGUCCCACCUCCCAAUGGCACCACAUUCAGGUGGUGGCCUGAUGGGGAACUCCUCUGCCUCCUUCAUGGGCACGUUCCUCACCAGCAGCCUAGGCUCCCCAGCCUCGCACUCCUCAGGUCCCCCCACAUCGCCCUCCUCGCCAUCCUUCCGGGGGGGCACGCACUCCAAUGCCUCGCAGAUAUGGUUCCCCCACUCCCACGACGCCCCAGGGUAUCCCCGCUUCUCAGGGAGCCUGGCGCACACCUUCCUUCCCAUGAGCCACCUGGAUCACCAUGGGAACAGCAGCGUCCUGUAUGGCCAGCACCCCUUCUACGAUGCUCAAAAAGAAAACUUCUAUCUCAGAGGCCUUCCGUCCCAGCAACCCCUCAUCUCAGCCAAUCACAGCCUCUCUUCGGUCACCCGGACGACCAGUGGACAGCCACUGCGGUCAUGCAGUCGUGAGCACAAAAGCCUCAAAGAGGCAACAGUGGAGAGGCUCUCUGUCGGUGGCACCAAAGACAAGGAGAGGGGCGGCGGCAAGCAGGAGGCGAAGGACAGGGAGCGGCACAAGCAGCAGCAGCCGCAGCCAAUUGGGCACAGCCUGGAGGAGGAGAGCCGGGCCCUGGUGAGGCACAAGGCCGCGCUGGCUGGGGAGUGUAGGGAGCCCCUGGAGAGCAGGGCCAAGCAGCUCAGUGCCUGCCUGCUGAGCUCCAAGACACCGGGCGGGGAGCCACCUCUGGGUAGGCACCCAGGGGCCACAGGGGCCAUUCGCUGCUCCAAGGAGGCCAUCAGUCGGGAGAUGCGGAUCAGCGAGCCGCCAGCCGACUGCCUGCAGAGGGCACCGGUGCUGCAGCACUCAGUACCAUACCCCAUGCCUCCAUCCGUGGGCUCUGCUGCCAACCCUGGGGGCUUCCACUGCCUACCCCUGCACCCCAGCCACAGCCACCACCCCCCACAUCCCCCGUACCAUUCGGAAUUCUACAGCCCACCCCCACCAGCACCUCUCGCCAACCCCGUCGUGCAAGAGAAGGCCCUCGAGCCCAAGCUCACUGGGCCCACUUUUGUGCCAUCCGUGGGCCACCAAGACAACAAGGCAGGCAGGCCCUUCCAGCUGGGGAACCCCGACUGCCGGAGGGGAGGAGAUGCAGGUAGCAUCAAGGACAAGGUGGCAGAAAAGGGUGGCAGCGAGGGGGCGGGAGGCGGCAGUGAGGGGGCAGGCAGCUGGCCCCGGAGACCACACUGGCAGCAGCAGGUGUACCCCAAAGCCGACAAGGCCCCUGCCUGGCCCCAUCCGCACCUACAGCAGCAGCCGCACUUGGCCCCCUCGGGGCACCUGGGCCCUCGGCCCCGCAGUAGCGACUGCCUCGGUGGCACCGACAUGGACUCGUUUAGAGCCUCCCUCCCCCAAGGAGCGCUUGGUGCACCCCCUUACCGUGACUGUUCCCACAUGGGCCCAUCUCCCGGUGUCCAGUCUGGUGAGGCGAAGGGCGUGGCCUCUCGCAGCGAGGGGAUCGGCAGUGGCUGCCUGCUGCAGCGAGACAGCCAGAAGGUGGCCCGUAUCUGCCACCAGCAGCAAGCCAGGUCCGCCCAGGAAGCAGCUGCACCCGAGCCGGGGCGGGACGGGAAGCAGAAGUUGGAGAUGGUGGCUCUCGGGUACGGAGGUGGGCAGCAGCAGCCGGUGCCCCCCUGGGCCGUGCGAGCCCAUCACAUGCAGGCGGAGGAGGAGCGCCGGAAGGCCUACCUGGAGUCGCUGGCCAGCAUCAGGGCUAGCAGGACUCUGGGCCAGCAGCCUCAGCAGCAGCUGGGUGGCAUUGGCCCCUCGGCCAGCCCCCGAGGCCCCCAGGGAGAGGUGAGUGCCAUCAGAAGUCUCCUGAAGUACAGCAGCCAGCACCAACCGCACCUGCUGCCCCAGAGGACACCCUUUGGGGGCCUGGGCUGCCUGAAGUCGGGCACUGUCGGGGCCAGCUGCCCCCCCCAGGGCAGCAAGCAGACCCUGCCCUCGAAGAAGGGCCUUGCCCCUAAUGGAGACAGGGUGGACUGCGGGGACGGGAGGGGCCGUGAGGCCAGGGAUACACCCCACAGGGAGGGGGAGGUGCGCCAGCCUCCCGUGGGCAUAGCCGUCGCCGUGGCAAGGCACAGCGAGCCCCCCUGUCACCCCCUGGACGGUCCUUCCGGCCACAACCGGCACGGAAGGGCCAUGCCUGCCACAAAAGAUGGACCAAGGUCAGGCUGUUCACUGGAACCUGAUGUGGAGGAAAGCAGGAAGAGGAUGUGUGACGAACAGCUGGGCCAGCCUUGCAUGGAGAGGGAACAGGAGCUUCUAAUCAGGGAUAAUAAGAAGCGAGUGGAGUUUGCAAGCAUCCAUCCUUCCAGCAGUUGCCAUGGUGACCUGACCUCUCACAUCAUGGUCCCAGGUGGGUCUUCUUUGCAGUCUAGCCAAAUAGGCACCGACCCCUCUGCACACCAUCCGUCUCACCACCACUGGAUGCCACAGACAGGAAGUCCUUCCCUCUGGAUGGCCGGACAUUCCUACGGGAUCGGCCACUCCGCCCUGCACCAGGGCCUCCCCCCCGGCUUCUCGACUCCCCUGCCCAGCACAUUGCAGCCAGUGCUGCCCCUGGCCCAGGACCCCUCCACGCCCCUUGUGGUGCUGCCAGGGGAGCCCGCGGUCCACCCAUCUGCCCAUCACCUCGAUGUGAUUGAGCAGCCUGGCUUGUGGCCCCCAGUGUACAGCGCCUGCGGAGCCCCGUCACACAUACAACACACCGCAGUCUACUCCCGCUCCCAGUUUCUACGGCAACAGGAGCUGUAUGCCCUGCAGCAGCAGCAGCAGCAGCAGCAACGGGCCGCUCAGGCGAUGGAGCUGCAGCACAGGAGCAACCAUGUGCAGACGCAGAAGAAGGCCGAGGAUGCCCCCGAGGGGCUGGAUAUGCUCGUGCUGGAGCCCCCGCGCCCCCCCAAGCCCUUCUCCGUGGUGCCAUCACACAGAAAGUCUAGCUCGCCGGGGGCGUGCACGGCACGCCUGUCCCCCUGCUGUCGUCCUCCAUCCCUGCGGCCCCCCAGCACCAAGAGUACGCCGUGCCCUGCCCCCAGCCCAGCAGCUGCCGCACCCCACUCCCCAGCCCUGAGCCCCGCGCUGCUGCGCAUGUCCAAGCAGGCCGAGCGCCAGGACAUGAGAGCGGAGGGGCAGCCGCCGCAGGACUACCCACAAUCCCUGGAGCCUGACUUGCCACCUGGGUACACGUACCCUGCCAUCGUCAUAGGCUACCGGGGUGGCCCCUCCCCUCAUGAAGUCCCAUUGGCCGAGCCUGCUGACCUGGAGGCAGUACAGGUGGAGCCCCUGGAUCCGGCCCCACCUCCUGCAUCCACGUUGGCGGAGGAGGCCGAGCGUGCCACAGCAGCGGGGGUGGACCUGGAGCGACAGGAGGCACAGGCAGACCAGCCUGGGGAAGUGGAGGUCAGUGCCAUGCCCCAACCAGAACCAGACGAGCUGUUCAAAGGCUGCCAUUUGGCAGAGGGGGUGGUCCACGAGGAGCUUACUGCUUUAGACAAGGCCCAGAGCGGCACCCCUUACCAAGAAGCGGAGGAUAUGCAAAUGGACCCAAGUGAGAAUGCAGCAACCCAGGAAGGAAUAGAGGAAGGAUGGCAAGUGGUCAGCUAUGGCCAUGCGGACCCCGACCAUUGUGCAGAAGGAUGCAUGCUUGGCGAGUCCAGGGCAGUGUCCCCAGACUUGGGCUGCAUUUCUGCCUGCGCACCCCCCUCCCCUGUGACGGAGUCCCCCCAAGCCUCCUUCCUCAACUGCUGGAGCCUGGAGCUGCUAAUCGCCGCUGCCUUCUGUGCUGGUGGGGACACGCCUCCUCCAGCCCCUGUGGCCCUGCCCUGCCCACGCAGCCGCGGUAUGGAGCUACUGAGUGAGCUGGCGGAUCUGGAGUCGUGGCGGUGGGACCGGGACAGCCAUGAGGAGUAUCCACCAACCUCCGGCCUCCAUAGUCUCGCCACCUUGGCUACCGCCCGUGCCCUGGAGGCGGUACCCCAGGGGGAUGUGGAAGCCGGAGCAGAGCAUCCCUGCCCUGCCCGCAGGACCAUCAAUCUGCGCAGAAAGUGCACCUGGACCCCUCGGCACGAGCCGGUCUGCCCAGUGAAGGGUGCCAUGGAGACGAUGGGGGCGCAGGAACUGGCCAUGCGUGUGAGAUUGGCAGAAUUGCAGCGGCGCUAUAAGGAGAAGCAGAGGGAGCUGGUGAAGCUGCAGAGGAAGCAGGAGCACCAAUUGGUAUGUUAUCACAGCAUUGAGGAGAUUCCUCGCAGCCCUGCCCGUCGAGGACCUGGACGACCACGGAAACGCAAGUCCACUCUUGGUACAGGCCCUCAGGCUCUGACAGAGACCCCGCGCAACAUCAGGUCUCUGGGGGUGGGGCUCAGUCCGCAGCCUGAGAUCCUGAUUGGCUGUGGAGAGAUGCACCUCAAAAAGAAGAAGCUGUCCAACCAGAGUUUUGAGCGGCUCGGUGCCACACAGAUUAAGGCACGAUGCUGCAAGCCCGGGGCUCGGGCAGCCACGCUUAGCUCCAAGCUUAUCCACGGGGUGUCCCAGCAGAAGCAGAAGACCAAAGCAUCGCAGGGGGGCUCUCUAGCCUUGGGCCGCAGGCUCGCCCUGGAGGGCCACCCACCCGUUAUUGGGGGGGACAGCACUGCCAGGUCUAGCAAUGACUCAGAUGAACACAGUGACACAGAGGAAGAUGAAGAGGAUGGUAGUUAUGACAGUGAGGAUGCAGAUGAUGUCUUGCAUCCCAGAGACGGCUCAGCCAGCUUGGUGGUGACUGGCCCCUCCCCCUCGUCCAUUGUAAAGUUAGAAGCCAAUCAGAAGGCGAAGAACAAGAAGGAACGACAAGGCCUCAGCGGAUCCCUAAGCCUUUCCUGCGUCGAAGGUCAGGUGAAGGUGAAGAAGAAGGUCCCCUCCAGGCAAAUGCCCCUGGCUCCACCCAGGAAGCCAGCUGAGGACAAGGAGGAGGGGAGGCCAAGGAGAGUCCGGGGCCCCAGGCCACGCCACCAGCAGGCGAUGUGGGGGAAGCGAGGGGACAGGGGUUUGCCUGCAGUCAUCAGCGAGAGGCUGAAGAGGGCAACACGCAAGAGUGUGACACAGCAAGUGCCGACCAGAAAGUUCAAAGGUCGUGCGGUAAGUCGGCUGCUGGAGAGCUUUGCAGCCAACGAAGGCUUUCAAAUGGAUGAGGACAGCAGCUUCUCAGACGGUGGUGAGGACGGAAGCCAUUCAAGGCACAUGUGCCAUGUGACCAGGAGCACACCGGCCCUCCCCAACUGUGUCCUGACCAAAGAGCUGCUCGUGGAUGGUUUAAAGGUCCUGAUCUCGGAAGAUGAGCUCCUGUACGCCGCUCGCAUCCACACGCUGGAGCUGACGGACAUCUACAGCAUCACCAUUGAUGGCGAGCGAAGAAGCCGGCAGAAGAUCUACUCCUUGGAGCAGCUCUUACAGGAAGCUGUCCUUGAUGUGCAGCCUGGGAGCGAGGCAGUGCUAACAUCAGGCCAGCGGGUAUGUGCGUACUGGAGCGAGCGCUCACGGUGCCUCUACCCCGGAUAUGUUAGCCGAGGAGGCACUUGUGAAGAUGGCAAGGCAGGUGGUGUCAUGGUGGAGUUUGACGAUGGAGAUCGGGGGCGGAUCUCUCUGCCCAACAUUCGCCUCCUCCCCCCUGACUAUCAGAUCCACUCACCCGCAAGCAUCGAGCCACCUACCCUGGUGGUCUGUGCUGGACAGAGGGGACGAAGGAGCUCCACAUUGGAGAAGGCACCUCUAUCUCACAUGACAUCUGAGAAGCCAAGCAAAAUGGAGACUGUGAAGGAGAGCAAGGCCAUCACCAAGGCCAAGCCAGGCAGACCAAAAGGUUCAACAACAAAGAAUUCCUUGGUGACCAGGAUGAAUAAGACUGCCAACCCCAUGCUCAGCUGGCCAGCAGAUCUGGUGCCCAAAAAGAAGGCUAUAAACAGUCUCUUCCAGGUCAACGGGAGUCCUAGGAAACCCUUCAAAAGGAAGGAGGUUGAAGCCUUUUCACUCUCAUCCUCUACAGCUGCCCCAGCUAAAGGAAUUUUCCGGAGCUCCUUUGCCGUGGACUCCUUCAGCAGCAUUGCUAAUGGUUACUCUUCUUUUGGAAACCAGCAAUCUGUGAUGUCUGUCAGUUCCAGAAGCUCCCUCUGCGGUCGGGGCAGGAGGCCAGGUGAAGGUGGGGGCAUGCAGGGCCGGAAGGCAGAGUUUCUUGUCAAACUUGACCAUGAGGGGGUAACCUCGCCCAAGACAAAGAACAGCAAAGCCUUACUGCUGCGAGGAUCAACAGGGCAUGGAGGUCAGCUCAACAAAGGGUUUGACACAAAAGGGGUGGCUGCCAUGGCCCAGACAAUUGGUUAUUCUCACCCUGCUCUGCUCAUCAAAGAUAACAAGAAGGCGGAUGGUACUCGAGCUGAUCUCCUGCUCAAAGGGGUGUCCCACCUGCAGAAACCUACACCAUCCUUGGUCUUAGCUGAUUACGCGGACUUUGGCAUGAACUGUCACAGUGACUGCCCCAGUUCCUACUCUGACAUGGACGAGGAAGAGGAUGAUGAUGAGAGGGGAGCCCCCAUGGUUACUGCCUCUGGGGGCCUUAGAACAGCUGGAAGCUUCCUUUCCCGUCUCUCGGUCUCAUCUUCCUCCUCUGGUUCCUCUAGUUCCUCCAGCUCUGGCUCCCUGUCCAGCUCCAGCCUCUGCUCCUCGGACAAUGACUCGUCCUACAGCUCGGAGGAUGAGGAAGGCUCUGCACUGCUGCUGCAGGGCUGCCUCUCCUCCCAUCGGCCCCUCCUGCAACCCCCAGAACCAGCAUCUGGGCCAACUCAGGGGUCCUUUGUCGCCAAGACCAUGACGGUUGCUGGCACAAAGGGCAAGAAUGACAACAGUGCCAGCAGCAAGCCACUCAAGCGGAAGGAGUGUCCAGGCCCUGCCCCUAAAAAUCCAAAGGAUCUGGCUAAGAGACAGAAGUUCCCGGAGGUGAAUAACCAGCCCAAGGUCUCGGCUUUUCUGCCAGCACGCCAGCUUUGGAAAUGGUCUGGAAAUCCCACACAGAGGAGGGGCAUGAAAGGUAAAGCACGCAAGCUGUUCUAUAAGGCUGUGGUGCGCGGCCGAGAGACUGUGUGCAUCGGCGACUGUGCGGUAUUCCUCUCGGCCGGCCGCCCACACCUGCCCUACGUGGGCCGCAUCGAGAGCUUUUGGGAGUCCUGGAGCAGCAGCAUGGUGGUGAAGGUGAAGUGGUUCUACCAUCCUGAGGAGACAAAGCUGGGCAAGCAGCACCGUGAUGGCAAGCAUGCCCUAUACCAGUCCUCCCAUGAAGAUGAGAACGAUGUCCAGACAAUCUCCCACAAGUGCCAGGUGGUGAGCCGGGAAGAGUACGAGCAGCUAAGCCGUAUUAGAAAGCCCACUGGUAGCAGCCAGGACCUCUACUACCUGGCUGGGACUUAUGACCCUGCCAGCGGCCAGCUCUUCACUGCGGAGGGCCUGCCCAUCCUGUGCUAGCCCUGGAUCUAUGUCAAGAUACUGCCGAGGAGCCCUCAGGCCGCGAAGGGUAUGAAGUGUAACUGCAGUGUCACCCAUCUCUUCUGAGACAGAGAAAACACACGACUGCUUGACACUUGGAAACAUGCGAGUGGUCAGCCGCCACUACAGAGAGAGACGACGUGGAUGCAGCACAGGGCAUCCCCAGGCGCUCCGCUACACCCAGUAGCCCCACCGCACUACACAGUUUGCACAGGAUUGUGCUCACCUGGAUGGAGAGCUCCACAAGUGCGGUUUGACAAAAGCCCCUUAGCCAUGUGAAAAUAAACUGCUGUAGACCAACCUCUCUGAGGGCAGGACCUCCAAACAGGCGCGCUCGCCCCUCCCUGGUAUCUGCCGAGGACAGUGGCUGGUUGGAGUGAGGGGGUAGUGGUGUGACCCCUCCUUUUCUGACACGCGUUUGACGUGGGGAAGAUAGAGCACAGCUGUCAUGUGGCAUAGCCUGGUUCCAGGUGCAUCCUCAGCUGGCAGGUGUAAUGCACGGGAGACCUGCAGACCUCAUUCUGAUAAUUCCAGGGCCGUUUCUAACGUGCAUUUACAUAGAUAUAUAAAGAUACUUCUGUACAUGUACACACAGAUACAUACUGUAUACAUAAUGGAAUGGUUAUCCUAUCAAGCCAUACUUCAGUACCUCUUGCCUGAUCUGAUUCAGGCUGUGCGUGCGUGUGUGCGUGCAUGUGUGUGUGGGUUGGUGGGUUGUACAGAACAAUUCUCUUCUUAAUGUCUGUAUGUAUAUAAAAGUAUAUACUGCUUACAUGCACACACAUACACAUACAAACACAAUAGAGAUUUUAUUUCUUUCGUGUUGUCAGAUGUGUUCCUUUGUAAGGUUACUGAAUAUUGGUUAUGAGACUUGAAUGGGUUGUGACUUUGUUUUAUUUGUUUAAAUUUAAAAAAUGACACCCACCACCACCAUCACGCUGGCUAGUUAGACCAGACAAACAAUGACCACUGCUGUUGCCAAAACCAAUCAACCAGGUGGUCCAUCUGAUGCAUUGUUUCUGGAACAGCAUGUGUCAAAGGUUGGAGGGGCAUCCCAUAAUGUCCUGGCCCCUUGGCCAGUUGGAAUGUGAACGGCUCAGUGAGUCUAGUCUCCUUUUUACCACUUUGUUCUAUAAUACCUUCGUUAUCUGUACUGUUAUUGCUGAUGUCUGCCAUUCUUUUUCACCUCUCACAGGAACCCAUAAGCCUCCCAUCAUCCUUAAGAGGCGGACAUACUUCUGAACUGUUAGAUGGUUUACUGGACGUGGGCAAUUGUGACUCUGCGAAUUGCUGGUCUCAGAGGAACAUGCAGCUAUUCUGCAGCACUCUGAGAAUGUGGCUUCUGGGCAGCAUUAGCAUAGCAGCACUGUAUUAGCCUCUGAGCAGGGUUAGCAUCACAACACAGUGGUGACUUCUGAGCAGGGUUAGCAUUGCAGCGCUAUGCUGGCUUCUGAGCAUAGAUAGCAUUGCAGCACUGUGUUGGCCUCUGAGCAGGGUUAGCUUUGCUGAACCUUCUUACCUUCUGAAUAGGGUUAGCAUUGCAGCACUGUGUUGGCUUCUGAGCAGGGUUAGCAUUGCAGCACUGUGUUGGCCUCUGAACAGAGUUAGCAUUGCUGCGCUUUGUUAGCUUCUGAUUAAGGUUAGCAUUGCAGCAUUAUGUCAGACUCUGACCACGGAUAGCAUUGGAGCACUAUGUUAGCUUCUGAGCAGAGUUAGCAUUGCAGUACUGUAUUGUCUUCAGGUUAGCACUGCAACUCUGCAUGCACCAUGUGGGAAAUUGAUGGCCUGUGAAGCACAAUCAUUAAAAGGAAGUUAAAAUUAAUAUUUAAAAUAGUAAAGAAGUUGCCUAUUUGAUAGGCUUAAACAAUCAAAGCGAUAUGUUUUUUUUGUUGUAACUGUCAUUGUUGUCUUUGCUUUUGCCAAAUAUAUUGAGUUAUUCAAUCAGUAUUUUAACUAUUGCUCAUCUUUAUUUAUUGCCAAUGUAGCUGCAAAGUCAGUAACUUUAUAGAGAAUUUGGUGUAGUACAAUAUAAAAUGUUACUUUCUGAUGUAUUAGACUGAGCUCUUAGGUGACGGUGCAGAGGACAUUUAUUUAUUGGAAUGACACUGGAUUGGCGUUCUCAAUGGCUGUUAGUAGUGUGGUCAGCAGACCCUUUGCUAGUCUGUAACUUGGCAGUGAGAUUGCCUUGCUGCUCCUUGGCAGGAAGUGACAUCAUGGGGCACAAUCAACCCCCCACCCCCACCCCCUGUUUCUUACGGUCUGGUUACAUGAUUGUUCAUUACUAACAAUAAACCGAUGUCCUACCACACUUACUGUUUUGUGCGGUUUGUUUGAAUAGGGAACGAUUUAAAGAAAUGAUGUUAUUUUUAUAGAUGUCCUUAUUUUUUUAACUUGAUGUUGAAUGCUUGAAUUGCUAUGUACUUAAAACUCAUGUACUUACAAAUGGCAAAUGUGGAUCAUUAAGCCUUUUCUCGUGUUUUUAUUGAUCCCAACUGUUAAUCCAAGAUGUAGGAACUUACUGUGAAGCAUCACUUGGUUCAAAUCCAGUGUUAUACAUGCAAACUUCAUGUACAAAAAUGCUUGUUAGUCUUUUUUCUGUCCUCUGCACAAAAAUGUGGCCAGGGAACAAUUUGAGUUCACCCAGUAGGAAAUUAACCAUAUAGCUUUGACGGCCAAUGACAUGCCAGAGCCUGUGUGCGCACCCUCAUCGUGGGGGGGGUAUCACUCGUACACAGAUGGCAGUCGUCUGAGGGCUGUUUCUGUCAUGUCAGCUUGUUCACGGUUUUGCCUCACAUAUAGACCUGGGGGGGGUUCCCUUGAUCAUUAAAAGCAUAUAGAUCCCAGUCAUUUUGCAUUUUCUCACAACUUUAAAUGAAGGCCAAAUAGUCUGAUUUUGAAGAAUGGGAAGAAAAAUGAGUUUUCCUCAGCCAGCUUGACUGGGCAUAGGUGCUGAGGGGUGUUGGACUAAUUCAAUGUCAUGCUUAAUCGACAGGUCAACGUUGUAUGACACAGGUGCAAUACUACUAGGAUGUAACUGAAUAGAUGUUGAGCAUCGUACAGCAGCUGACAGGCCACGGUAAGCGGUGAGGAGGACGCAGGACCGUCUGUCCUUUCACCCAACUUUAUUUAAAUCCAUUAUCAGCAACAGUAAGGAAAUGAACGAUUUCAAACAUUUUCCUAAAAUUAUUUCUCAGAGUUACUUGGCAAAUAUUAUAAUAUUUUAACACAAAUUAAAUAAAGAUUUUAAUUAUA